AUGUCUCAAGACACUCCAUACCUAAUGGAACAAAUGAUCAAUCUCGAGGACACGGACGAAGAUUACGACACUGCGUCGGGUUUCCAGUUGGCACAGACACACACAUCCAACGAUACCCGCCUGAUUCGUGGUUACUCAGCACUAACAGAUCAGCCGAAGGCACCUAGGAAGACUGACGUGCAGGCACGAGCUCCUGAGACAGAGACCAAUGACGAUGAAGACCUGGAGCAAUAUCUUACCGAGGCCGAUGACGACGAGGACCUGGAAGAAUAUCUUACCGAUUCGGUGGGCAGCGAGGAAGGCAUUGCGUUCGAGAAUCGAGAUUGGUCGAACUGUGUCUGGGACUCGGACGCAAUCGGAGGUGAGAGCUCCUCUGAAGAAGGAGAGUCGGCGUAUGAUGGCGACACUGAAAUUUCACCUCUCGACUCUGAGUCAGACGACGACUCCGAAGCAGACGAAGAGACUGUCGAUGUUUCUUUCGAAGCCUUCCCUCCAGAAAUCCGCAACAAGAUCUACCAUUUCGCCUUGGUUGAUACGAACCCAAUUCUAGCAGUCAACGACCCCACCAAAGCGAAUAAGUGCCAGCUAUACUCAGCUCAAGGCGGCAUCCGAAACCACCCCUCCAUCAAGUCCCUCCCACGCAUGCCUGGCUUCCCCGUCCAACUCCUCAGAUGCAACAAAGCCAUUUCCAUCGAAGCGGCCAAGAUCUUCUACGGCGCCAACUCCUUAGUGUUCUGGAUCGGCAAGGCCCCCGUCAACCACAUGGACUUCUUCUUCGGACCCACCCAAUGCCCAUACACCAAUGCGCUCCAGCCUCGAAGCACCUUACCAUACAUGCUCAACAUCAAGUUGAUCGAGCUGGCCGACCACGACAGUCUUGCACAGAUCACCAAGCGCUUCAAGGAAGCCGCCAAGCAAGCACGAAAAUCUGGCGAGAACAUGGCUCUGCAGAAGCUAUACAUUCGGAAGCUCGCGUGGAAGCAGGAUGAGCUUGUCGCCGAGUUGGUUCCGAUGCUUCGCGCUCUCCGUAAGCUCAAGCCGGAGAAGUCGCUGGAGGAAAGCGGUGUGAUCGAGCUGGUGGAGUUCAUCUCGUGGGACAAGGGUGCUAGCGCCAAGCAGAAGCGGCAGGCGAAUGACCGCAACAAGCUCAUCCGGAAGGCUUUGAAAACAAAAUCAUAUCAGAUCGAGGACGACGAGGGCCACUGA
Molecule: messenger RNA, 1206 nt
Organism: Pseudocercospora fijiensis CIRAD86
Lineage: Eukaryota; Fungi; Ascomycota; Dothideomycetes; Mycosphaerellales; Mycosphaerellaceae
Exons: 3
Coding region: 1-1206 (401 amino acids)
Source: RefSeq, a predicted model, not a curated record